AAAAAAAAAGAAGGAAAAUGGGAAUACUGUAAUUUUCUCCAUUGCUAACAUCUUGGACUAUUGUUGUGAAUGAUGACCCGGCUUGCCUCAGGAUUCUAGAUAAGAAGCUUUGAGUCUGCCUCUACAGAGUCACAGGAAACUCUUUGUAUUACCUGUUCAGAAUCAAAGAACUCCGUGAUUGGGGAGGAUACUAGAAUCAAGAGGAGAAAGGCACCCAAAAACCUACCUACCUCUAAAUGACUUCAGAUUACAAACUGACACUUGCCACAGACCUUGAAAAAGCACGCCUGAGAACUGCUCAAUUCUUUAUAACACAAAGGCCGUGGCUUGAUCUUUAUGGGGUCAAUGUUAGACCUGUGGCCCCCUUUGGCAGUGCAAGUAGCAAGACUUUUGUUGAUUCUGCACUUAUACACCGCUGCUUGCCUGAUGAGCUCCUUUUUGAGAUCUUUUCAAGAAUGAGCCCAUAUACCUUGGGGAAGGCUGCUUGUGUUUGUCGGAAGUGGUGGUAUACAAUUCGGAACCCCAUCUUUUGGCGCUAUGCAUGCUUGAAGGCGUGGCAGACCACUGGUGUCACAGAAAAUUAUAAGAUUCUCCAGCUGAAGUUCAAUGGCUCAUGGAGGACAAUGUGGCUUUUGAGGCCAAGGCUUCGUACUGAUGGUUUGUAUGUCAGUCGGAAUACCUACAUUCGUGCUGGAGUUGCUGAGUGGAAGGUUUCAAAUCCGGUUCACAUUGUAUGCUACUACCGGUAUUUGAGAUUUUAUCCUUCUGGAAGGUUUCUUUAUAAGAAUUCGUCACAAAAAGUGAAGGAUGUGGCAAAAUUUAUUAACUUCCGUGCUUCAAAGGCUGAUUGUGUUUUUAGUGGGAGUUAUACUCUGACAGAGGAUAAGGUAGAAGCUGCUCUCUUAUAUCCUGGUUUGCGUCCAACUGUACUGAGAAUUCGCUUGAGGUUAAGGGGGACAGUGAAGGGUGCCAAUAACCGGAUGGAUCUACUGGCACUUUUAACCAGUGGUGUGAAUGAUAAUGAGGUUAACGUCCCUGAUGAAGACAUUCUUGGAGUUGUUGAGGGUUGGCAAGAGGACGAGACACAUAACCCUGAUGUACCAGCUGUUUCACACAAAAGGGGUCUUACACCUUUUGUCUUUGUCCCGUUUGAGGAGGUCGAGACGUCAGUCCUGAAUCUGCCCGUAGAAAGAAUGGAUUACUUUGUUCCUGGUUGAGAAGUGGAAGGUUGGAGUAUGGAUUACUUUGUUGCUGGUGGAGAAGGAGAACUGUACUAGCCGGUGAAGGAUUCAUUGGCUGUGUUAUAUAUUUAAGUAUAAAUGUAUUAGUUUUUGUUGACAUAUAGAAAUAUGUAUGAAGUGAUGAAUUGUUAGGUAUGAAGUGGUAUCUUGUUUGAUGAUACAUGUGUGAAGUGUGAUGGAUUCCAUGUCAAGUAAGUUGUGCAUGGUCUAUGUUUCUGUAAAUAUAAUAAAAUUUAUUACAAUUUUAGUUUUGUUUAUUCGAAGAUUACAAAUCAAUGUAUAGUGCGUCUUUCUGAAUUUCUGGUAUGAAAAAACAGUUUCUUGACUGUA
This is a messenger RNA of Ipomoea triloba (trilobed morning glory), 1571 nucleotides long. Its product is annotated as F-box protein 7. Gene Ontology annotation, molecular function: protein binding. Bases 237 to 1217 code for a protein of 326 amino acids. The record is from RefSeq and is a predicted model, not a curated record. NCBI's taxonomy places the organism in Eukaryota, Viridiplantae, Streptophyta, Magnoliopsida, Solanales, Convolvulaceae. The transcript is spliced from 12 exons. Gene Ontology annotation, cellular component: SCF ubiquitin ligase complex. Gene Ontology annotation, biological process: SCF-dependent proteasomal ubiquitin-dependent protein catabolic process.